Messenger RNA from Polistes canadensis, 411 nucleotides. RefSeq lists its product as uncharacterized. The record is from RefSeq and is a predicted model, not a curated record. NCBI's taxonomy places the organism in Eukaryota, Metazoa, Arthropoda, Insecta, Hymenoptera, Vespidae. The transcript is spliced from 2 exons. The coding region runs from base 10 to 411 and encodes 133 amino acids.
AAUUCUUAUAUGGAUCCUGUUAAAUUACGUUUUUAUGCUGAACGGUAUGAAAAAGAAAAUCGUACAUUGAAGCUACAAGAACAAUUUGUUCUUACAACACACACUAAAUCUUUGACCGGAAAGUUUUAUGCACGUCAUGAUGCUGUUUCUUCAUUUGACAUACCAGAAGAAUAUAUUGAAUUUAUUGAAAGACGUACAGCUCUAACACCAAAAAAUAUUUAUACAUUUAGACCUCCUUCAGUUAAUAUGGAAUAUGGAUGGUUUACGAAGCCAUUGAUACCUAUAUCGAAUGAUCCAAGAUUAAAUUUUGUUAAAAAAGGAUGUGAUUUUAUUAAGAAAGAGUUAUAUCAGCGACAUCUUCAAAAAGGUCUACCGAUAAAAAGAUUUACUGGUGUACCUUUUAAGACUUAA